AACGGGGACGUUUCUAUGAAACCGUCUGCAACCAAAAGGACCAUAAAGGUUGUGAAGAUGCAGGGUAUCUUUGCUAGUUGUGCACUCGUUGCCCUGCUGCUGGCUGCAGUCUGUGCCGCCCCCCACCACGAACAUAUGCACGACCACGACCACAACCACGAUCAUGUCCACGACCACCAGCACGACCCCCACCACCACCAUGCCGGCCACGAGGGGGAGAUGAGCUGUGCCAAGCUGUCCUCUCCCAACGCCGACUUCGCCUUCGCCCUCUACAAAAGCCUGAGUGCCAAAGCCGCUGCCGGAACGAACAUCUUCUUCUCCCCGCUGGGCAUCUCCUCCGCCCUGUCCAUGCUGUCCACCGGGGCCAAGGGAGCAACCCACCAACAGAUGUUCUCCGUGCUGGGCUACGGCGCCUUGCAGCAGGCUCAGGUCAACGAGGCGUACGAGCAUCUGUUCCACAUGACGGAGGGCAGCCACAACCUGCAUGUGGGCAACGCCGUGGCCCUGCGCUCCAGCUUCACUCCCCUGGAGACCUUCCUGAAGGACGCCACGCACUUCUACUCCGCUCACGCCUUCGACGUCAACUUUGCCAAACCCGCCGAGGCCGUAGCCGAGAUCAACUCAUACAUCGCCAAUAAGACCCAUGACAAGAUCACAGACAUGGUGAAGGACCUCGACCCUGAGAUGGCCAUGCUGCUGAUCAACUACGUCUACUUCAGUGGAGAGUGGGUGAAACACUUCAACGUCAACCACACAAAGAAGGCCGACUUUCACGUGGACGAGACCACGACGGUCCAGGUGGACAUGAUGAAGAGGACCGGCCGCUACGACUUCUACCAUGACGACGACAACCACACCACCGUCAUCCUGCUGCCCUACAGGGGGGGCAACACCUCCAUGAUGAUCGUCCUGCCCGACGAAGGCAAGAUGGAGGAGGUGGAGGCCAGCAUCAACCAGAACCACAUCAGGCACUGGCAUGAACAGCUCUUCAAGAGUUCUGUGGAUCUGUACCUGCCAAAGUUCUCCAUCUCCGCCGAAGCCUCCCUGGAGAGCACGCUGACCGCGAUGGGCAUGGUCGACGCGUUCUCAGACAACGCCGAUUUCUCGAGCCUGACCGACAAGGAGAAGCUCAAACUCUCAAAGGUGUCCCACAAGGCCUUGCUGAGUGUGGAUGAGACAGGAACAGUGGCGGCGGGGGUCACCACCAUUGAGAUCAUGCCCAUGAGCAUGCCUGAGGCCAUGAAACUGGACAGACCCUUCAUGGUCUUCAUCCUGGAGCACUCGACCAAGAGCAUGCUCUUCAUGGGCAAGAUCAACAACCCCACAGCAAUGUGAAGACGCUCGGGCCACGAGGGUUACCUUAGUAAUGUUAUCACACUGUAAUAUACAUAAAGCUCACUUUGACAUCUGAAAGCUGUUUGAAGAUUUCUCAGUGGUAUAAAGAGUUAGUUUGUCCAAGCUUGAUGAAGAGGACAACAGCUCUAGAAUCAUUUGUUACUGCUGGACUUGGCAAGGGGUAUACAUGUCUAAAUACAUCAUUAUGUAUUGUAUCCAGCUGACUGUGUCACUGAGAUUAAAAAACAAUAUAAGUAGGUAUACUGCUUAUUGAGCCGACAUGUUAUUGUGCUACGUGGUGAGCUGAAGGGAAAUAAAGUCUUGUCAUGAACAA
This is a messenger RNA of Pseudoliparis swirei, 1669 nucleotides long. Its product is annotated as alpha-1-antitrypsin homolog. The record is from RefSeq and is a predicted model, not a curated record. The transcript has 5 exons. Gene Ontology annotation, molecular function: serine-type endopeptidase inhibitor activity. The coding region runs from base 16 to 1335 and encodes 439 amino acids. Gene Ontology annotation, biological process: negative regulation of endopeptidase activity. Lineage: Eukaryota; Metazoa; Chordata; Actinopteri; Perciformes; Liparidae.